This is a messenger RNA of Nipponia nippon (crested ibis), 2678 nucleotides long. NCBI's taxonomy places the organism in Eukaryota, Metazoa, Chordata, Aves, Pelecaniformes, Threskiornithidae. The record is from RefSeq and is a predicted model, not a curated record.
AUGGCGACGGCUUCCAUUGAGAAGCCAUCAGACAAGAGCAAACUUGAUGAUUACCAGGAACGAAUGAACAAGGGAGAACGUCUGAAUCAAGAUCAACUGGAUGCAGUGUCAAAAUAUCAGGAAGUGACAAAUAAUCUGGAAUUUGCUAAAGAACUGCAGAGGAGUUUUAUGGCUCUGAGCCAAGACAUCCAGAAAACAAUAAAAAAGACAGCUCGCAGGGAGCAACUGAUGCGAGAAGAAGCUGAGCAGAAGCGUUUAAAGACUGUACUCGAGCUACAGUUUAUUUUGGACAAGUUGGGUGAUGACGAAGUGCGCAACGACUUGAAACAAGGAUCAAACGGAGUACCAGUACUGACAGAGGAGGAACUGACAAUGCUGGAUGAGUUUUACAAGCUAGUUUACCCUGAACGAGACAUGAACAUGAGGUUGAAUGAGCAGUAUGAGCAAGCAUCUGUUCACCUGUGGGACUUACUGGAAGGGAAGGAAAAACCAGUUUGUGGAACAACCUAUAAAGCGCUAAAGGAGAUUGUUGAACGUAUUCUUCAAACUAGUUACUUUGAUAGCACCCAUAACCAUCAGAACGGAUUAUGUGAGGAAGAAGAGGCAGCACCCGCACCUGCAGUAGAAGACCCUGUGGCAGAAACUGAGCCUGAUCCAGCGGAAGAAUUUACUGAACCAACUGAAGUUGAAUCAACUGAGUAUGUAAACAGACAAUUCAUGGCAGAGACUCAGUUCAGCAGUAGUGAGAAGGAACAGGUAGAUGAGUGGACAGUUGAAACGGUUGAGGUUGUAAAUUCGCUGCAGCAACAGACACAAGCUACAUCUCCUCCAGUUCCUGAACCUCAUGCGCUCACUACUGUGGCUCAAGCAGAUCCUCUUGUUAGAAGACAGCGAGUACAGGACCUUAUGGCGCAGAUGCAGGGCCCGUAUAACUUCAUGCAGGACUCUAUGCUGGAGUUUGAGAACCAAACCCUUGAUCCUGCCAUUGUAUCUGCACAGCCCAUGAAUCCAGCACAGAAUUUGGACAUGCCACAAAUGGUUUGCCCUCCAGUUCAUGCUGAGUCAAGACUUGCCCAGCCUAAUCAAGUUCCUGUGCAACCAGAAGCUACACAGGUUCCCUUGGUUUCUUCUACAAGUGAGGGUUAUACAGCCUCCCAACCCAUGUAUCAGCCUUCUCACACAACAGAGCAACGGCCACAGAAAGAAUCAAUUGACCAGAUUCAGGCUUCAAUGUCACUGAAUACAGACCAGACCCCAUCAUCAUCAUCCCUUCCUACUGCAUCCCAGCCGCAGGUGUUCCAGGCUGGAUCUAGCAAACCUUUGCAUAGCAGCGGAAUCAAUGUUAAUGCAGCUCCAUUCCAAUCCAUGCAAACAGUAUUCAACAUGAAUGCACCUGUUCCUCCUGUUAAUGAGCCAGAAACCCUUAAGCAGCAAAAUCAGUACCAGGCCAGUUACAACCAGAGUUUCUCCAAUCAGCCUCACCAAGUAGAACAAUCAGAUCUUCAGCAAGAACAACUCCAGACAGUGGUUGGUACUUACCAUGGUUCCCCGGACCAGACUCACCAAGUGGCGGGUAACCACCAGCAGCCUCCCCAGCAGAAUACUGGAUUUCCACGUAACAGUCAGCCUUAUUAUAACAGUCGAGGAGUGUCUCGUGGUGGAUCACGUGGGGCUCGUGGCUUAAUGAACGGUUACAGGGGACCGGGAAAUGGAUUUAGAGGAGGAUAUGAUGGCUACCGUCCUUCCUUUUCCAACACUCCAAACAGUGGUUACACACAGCCCCAGUUUAAUGCUCCUCGGGAUUAUUCAAACUACCAGCGGGAUGGAUAUCAACAGAAUUUCAAACGUGGCUCUGGACAGAGUGGCCCUCGGGGAGCUCCUAGAGGUCGUGGAGGACCCCCAAGACCAAACAGAGGGAUGCCUCAAAUGAAUGCUCAGCAAGUGAAUUAAACGAAUUCACGGGAUUACAUUAAACGCCAAAAACACACUGGCCAGUGUACUAUACAUGUUACCAGAAGAGUUAUUAUCUAUUUGUUCUCCCUUACAGGAAGUUUGUUGUAAAGGGACUAUUUUCAUUACCCAUAAUGACAGGACUACAGUUGCCAGCUUUAUAUUACCUGGAUAUGGAAAGGAACGAAACAACGUUUACUCUGCAUGUUCUGUCCUAAGCAUCAUCUUGAGCCUUGCACAUGAGAUUCAGAUUCCUCACCCUUGCUAAGCGUAAAGCAAAAAAGGCAAUUUUCAGGGUGAUCCAAUCUCCAUGGUUAACUGAAGUGGCAGGAAAAAGCAAAGACUCACUUCUGACAUUUAAAAGUGAUGUAACAAAUUUGGAUAAAAUCUGCAAAUUCAUAAAGAUUUACUGUGGGUGGCAGUUGACAAAACUUAAUGUUCCCAUGAAAGGAUGGAAAAGGUGAAGUGUGGCUUGAUAGAGCAACUGCAUUUCAGCUUUUUCUUAUUAAAUUGAAGCACCGAACAGUUAAAGAUGUGUAGUGAUGCAUAUUUCCCUAAAUAGACAAAUAGGCUUCUAGCCAGUUUUUGACAAAGAAGCAGCACCCUUAGCUACAGCACUCCUCAUCACCAGGGCCCUGUUUACUGUGGCUAAGGAUUUAAGAUCGCUUGCAUAACUGCUAAUGUAAUUGUGUAAUUUUUUUUUUUAAAAGAAGGAAAAAAAAAAAAAA